UUCGCAAUAGCUUAGGAACUUGAUUUUACGAAGGAGAUAAAACCGAUCAGUUGCCACCAUUGGCCACAUUUGUAUACAAGCAUUAGCCUAAUAAGACCAUCAUCUGGACGGCGUCGGGCGUUGAAUAUUAUUUAUCUGAUGCGGCGACGAAGCAUAUCGUUAGAGAAACGUAAGAGCAGCUUAAGUUCGACUGAUCAAGAUUCAGCGAAAAAGCGAAUACGUAUAAUGGAAGAGAAGCAAAUGUCUAACAGCGAAGAAAUAAGGAAUGUCUCUGAAAAUAAUACCCCGAAAGAGCAGCGGACAGUGUUUUCACCAAUUUUACCUAUAUAUAUCAAAAGUUUUUCUGAAACACACAUGGAAUCGACUAUAAUUGACCACACAUGGAAAAUUAAUCAAUUUUUACGUUUUCAUGAGAUCAAGAAUGCGAUAACGUUUUCAUCGUUCCCGGAAAUAGAUAAAUGCGAGAUUCUAAUGAAUGUUUCACGUCAACCUGAUACGAGUUAUGUAAUAAAAUUUUAUAUACUUACUAGUAACUCAUUUGACGGUUCAUGUAACACAUCUAUAAUGCUAGAGCCUGAAACAGUUAUAUCAGUUAAUUUUAUUUCGGGUCAUAUAAUGUCAAAUAUGACAUUAUUGA
Temnothorax curvispinosus is the source of this 637-nucleotide messenger RNA. RefSeq lists its product as uncharacterized. The annotation marks the transcript as partial. NCBI's taxonomy places the organism in Eukaryota, Metazoa, Arthropoda, Insecta, Hymenoptera, Formicidae. The record is from RefSeq and is a predicted model, not a curated record. The transcript is spliced from 2 exons.